Linderina pennispora is the source of this 1773-nucleotide messenger RNA. RefSeq lists its product as uncharacterized. The transcript has a single exon. The record is from RefSeq and is a predicted model, not a curated record. NCBI's taxonomy places the organism in Eukaryota, Fungi, Kickxellomycota, Kickxellomycetes, Kickxellales, Kickxellaceae. Bases 138 to 1688 code for a protein of 516 amino acids.
AGCGGAUACCGCUGGCUGCAGUCUAUGGCGGCCCUCAAUAGCAACUUCUACGGGGCUGUCCAGCAGCUACUCUACAAGACAGUCUAUAUCACACGUACCCCUCAGUACGACCCGAGUGUCACUCCACAACAAAAGUGAUGAACCACAACUGGUAUUCCAACAUACCUGAAUGUCUGCGUGCUGGCAAGGCAGAGGAGACGCGAUGCCUUCAAAUCGUUAUGCGGGAUGCUGUUCAGUGCCCACUCGGGCUGCUGGAGAUCCUGCAGCAGCUCCAGUUCGAUUUGGCCGUGUGGAACUCGGUUGAAACUAUCGAGGUGUAUGGACUCGGGUUCUUCGCUGGUAGUACUCUUCAGUCACCUGAUGAACAGCGCGCGAUGAUCCGUGACACAUGCCUCUUCUUCAGAACCCAUCUGCCGAACGUCAGAUCUCUGAUGUUUCGCGAGCUGACUGGAGAAUGGGCAGCACGCGACGCUGAUGGUGAUAUGAUUUUUGAGCCUCUUGGGCUGUACUCAGAGCUGCAGCUCCAGUACCUGGCACAGGCUACGGAUGUAGAGCUCAUGCCGCCGUUCCCAGAGGGGGACUAUCCAGCGCUUGGUGACAACACCCGGAACCUCAUUAUGCACUUUAAUGUUCUGGAUCCUCGAACCCCAGUGACAGUGCUGCCUCUGCGUGCCGAAAAUCAGGAGUCGCUGAUAAUCACAGAUAUUGAUGAAGAUCUGACAUGGGAAAAGUUUGACCCCGACAUGACCGGCGUGGUCAAUUUCAGCAAUCUCACAUCUCUGGACCUCAGCUUUUCAGCUGAGCUUGAAGGACUGGUGCCAUAUCUACUACAAGACGUUGAGGUACACUUUCCAAGACUUAGGGAUCUAUCGGUCAAGGAUUCUACGCAGAUCUAUACUGAUUUUUACACUCUGUUUGGCUCGCCAGUGCUUUCUACGGUACGGAUUGCGGAGGACUACAGAGAGCUUCAUCGUGUAAGCACAAACGUAAUCCUACACGCCAAAUCGGUGACUAUUGUCGCCGGUAUCCCCUACGGACACAGGCCUGCCAAGCCGAUUAAGGAGGAAGUCGCGCAUUUGCUCACUGCUGACUCUGACGUCGAGGAACUGUACUUUAUUGGUGCGCGUUAUGCAGUGCCUGAAGACAUUCGCCUAUUUAACCUCCGCAUCUUUUACAUCACGUUACAUACAGUCACGAUUGACGAUAUCGUGGACAUUCUGUGGAUGUUGCCUCGCUUGCAGCACCUACGAAUCUGGUGCAACUCCAUGAGCCACAUGGAUGCUAGUAUUUACCCGAUCAAUAUCCAGCGUGCUAUGCCAGCUGCCGUGCAAAGGUUCAUUAUGCCAGCCAUCACCCCCAAAACAACCACCAUUGCUUCGACUAGCAUUGUUUGGACAAAUUACCCUUCAGCUAGCAACAACAGUUACAGCAGGCUCCUACCAAUAAGGGGAAGACACAUUGACACCAGCACUGGCCCUGUCUAUCCCAUCCCUCCAUCCUGUGAGUUGCUCAAGUUUGAACUUCUUUCAGAAAAGUUUUUCGAUAGGAUUGCGAUCCGCGACUUUGUUGACUGUGUGCCGACACUAUUCUCGGUCACAGUAAACGAUGCCCACCAUGAGGAACUUGCAAGACACUUUGCUGGCAGGAGAGGGAUUGAAAUUUGCUCAUUUGCACCCGCACUUCGCUGAGCUAAUUAAAUAAUAUUGUUUGAAUUUAAUACCAAUACAUUUGAUAUUGGUGGUCGUGCCCGUGUAUGCCACCACCUAUUGAGUA